Molecule: messenger RNA, 1563 nt
Organism: Daktulosphaira vitifoliae (grape phylloxera)
Lineage: Eukaryota; Metazoa; Arthropoda; Insecta; Hemiptera; Phylloxeridae
Gene: APC10
Product: anaphase-promoting complex subunit 10
Exons: 3
Coding region: 276-842 (188 amino acids)
Biological process (GO): protein K11-linked ubiquitination; anaphase-promoting complex-dependent catabolic process
Cellular component (GO): anaphase-promoting complex
Source: RefSeq, a predicted model, not a curated record
UAAAUAGAAUAAAUUUGGUUUUAAUUCUGAUACAAAUCAAGCUAGUACAACUUCAUAUCUCUAAGCUUUUAUAAACCUUCAGGUGAUAUGAAUAAUUUUUAAGUUUAAAUAGUUCUUGACAUAAAUUAAUUAGAGCUAAAGUAGUUUAAAUAUAUUAAAAAAAAAUUUGUUUAAUAUAAAGUUAAAUGUAAAAAAUCAAUUGGAUAUUUCAAAUUACUGGUAAAUGGCUAAAAAAAUUAUAUAACUCAGUAAUCAUUUUAUUUCUUUUAAAAAUAAUGGCUACUCCAAAUAAUAAUAAUGCGACUGAUGAAGAAAAAAUUGAUCCAAUGAAAGAUGUUAGGAGUGGACUUGUACGUGAAGUAGGAAAUCAAGCUAUUUGGAGUUUAUCUUCUUGUAAACCAGGUUUUGGUGUUGAUCAGUUAAGGGAUGAUUGUAUGGAAACAUACUGGCAAUCUGAUGGACAGUUACCACAUUUAGUAAAUAUUCAGUUUAGACGUAAAACAGUAGUUCGUGAUAUAUGCAUUUAUAUAGACUACAGAUUAGAUGAAAGCUACACACCAGGUCGUAUUUCUGUGCGAGCUGGUACAAAUUUUAAUGACUUGCAAGAAGUUGAAGUAGUUGAAUUAAAUGAGCCUUAUGGUUGGGUUAGAAUAAUGACAAAAGAUAUCAAUGAUAUGCCAUUGAAAACAUAUAUGCUUCAAAUAGCCGUGAUAACAAAUCAUCAAAAUGGACGUGAUACUCACAUGCGACAAAUUAAAGUACAUUCACCUGUUGAAAAAAGAGAUCUACUCAUUGGUAACUUCAGUACCAUAGAAAUGAGGCAAUACACUAUAAUUAAAUAAUUUACCAAUAUGAGUAUCUGUCAAACCUUGUACAAUUGGUGUAAUUAUAACAUGAAGUUUUAAUGGAGCAGGCUGCCCAGGCAUAAAAUAUGAUACAUUAGUAUCAUUAAUAUGAACCAUUUCUUCAUCAGAUGUAAGAGAAUUUAUACCUUCAAAAACCAUUAGAUCGUCAAUUCUAAUUAUGUUUUGAUUACUGUCAAAUGAAGCUAUUUUUUGAACUACUGUAAUAACAUGAGGAACUUUGUUUUGAACACCAUAUAUUAAAAUGGCCACUCGUACAUGUCGAGAAAUUUUUCCAAACUCAUCAGGUCGCAGCUUUAAUUUAACAGUAGCACGAAUUGUUUUUAUUACAACUUCUGGUAGUUCUACAGAUCCACGCCAUGUCAUUAAUAAGGAUUUUUCAUAACAUAUGCCUUUUAAAAACAAUUCAAUUUCCUGAAAAUAGCAAUCACGAUGUUAAUAAACAUCCAAUAAUUUUAUUUUCUUAAUCCUUUUUAAGUAUAUUUUUAUAUUUUAUAUAAUAAAAUAUUUAUUGAGAUAUUAAUAAGAACUAAAUAUCUAAAGCCAACAAUAUUAAAAUAAAAUAUCAAUUAAGUGAAUUGUCUGUAAACAUAGUUAACUUAUUAAUAUAUUUAAUAGUUAAUUAAAUAAAGUAAUAUUAAGAAUUGUAUCAUAAUAAAAAAAAUCAUUUUUAUCAAUAAAAUAUUAUUUAAUGGUGAAA